AUCAGCUUCCUCCUGCUGGGAACAAUACGAUUGGUAACUUUCACCUGAUACAAAAAGCAGAAAAUUGAUCAUAUUCAGCAAUGAUGUAGAUGGAAACAAAGAAGUCAAGAGAGAGAGAGAGAGAGGUUGCUUUAACACUCCUGACUUCUGUUAUUAACAGACACUUCAUUAAUUUCCCCCACCUAAUGGAAAUAUUCUAAUCUAAAGCUCUAAAUUUUGAUGGCAACGACACUCAAAUGGUAUUGAGAUCAUUUAGCUACCAUAAUAGGAAAGAAGACAAGAGGAGUCCGAAGAUGUUAGCCUUUCAACUUACUCUCUAACCUCCAUUAUUUUGCUAGAAAAAGAGGUUAAAUUUCCCAACCAUACCUGGCUUUAGCUUUACUCCUACUCAAAACACAUAAAAUAAAAAGAAAUAAAAAGGUGUUCUCAUCAUUCUGUUACACCAGCUCAUACUCUUUUAUCCAACCAUUUUUAGUUUAAUCCUCUCAGUUCUCCCUCCAACCAUAGCUUAGCAGCAUCUCCUUCAACCAUCAUGAUGAAACCUUACAGAGUAAAGCUACCUCUUUCUAUUAUCACAGUUAUGAUCUGCAGUUUUGCUUUCCUUGCUCUCUUAUAUACCGAAGGAAUAAGUUUUCUUUCUUCAAAUUCUAUUCUCAAAUCCAAAUCCUGUGCUAGAAGAGGUGCUGUUGUACAAGCUAAGAAUAAAACUGCAGAGGAGAAGCUAGAAAACCCCGAAAUCGAUGACAGGUUCAACUUUGACCCUGAAGAGUGCGAUAUUGCUCAUGGGGAGUGGGUGUUCAACCGUUCUAUCAAGCCUUUGUACACAGAUAGAAGUUGUCCGUAUCUGGACAGGCAAUUUUCUUGUGUCAAAAAUGGUCGGCCUGAUUUUGACUACCGUCACUGGGAAUGGCAGCCAGAUGACUGCAACUUGCCUAGAUUUGAUCCAGAACUUGCACUUAAAAAGCUUCGAGGAAAGAGGCUACUCUUUGCAGGAGAUUCCCUGCAAAGAAAUCAAUGGGAAUCUUUCGUUUGUAUGAUUGAAUGGACCUUAACUCCAGAAAAGAAGUCUAUGAAACUUGGCAAAGUUCGUUCUGUCUUCAAAGCCAAGGAAUAUAAUGCAACCAUCGAAUUUUACUGGGCUCCAUUUCUUGUUGAAUCCAAUUCGGAUAUCGAUGUUUUAGAUCCAAAGAAGAGAAUACUAAAAGUUGAUUCAGUUGCCAAGCACUCCAAACACUGGGAAGGAGCUGAUAUCCUUGCGUUUAAUACUUACGUUUGGUGGAUGAGUGGGCUUAGGCUCAAGACAUUAUGGGGUUCCUUUGCAAAUGGUGACGAAGGUUAUACAGAGCUGGAUACACCAGUCGCCUAUAAAAUUGGUUUGAAGACAUGGGCUAACUGGAUUGAUUCAACUAUAAAUCCCAUCAAGACUCGUGUUUUCUUCACAACUAUGUCUCCUAUACAUACAAGAAGCGAAGACUGGGGCAGGAAAGAUGGGCUGAAAUGCUUCAAUGAGACAAAGCCAGUGAUGAAUAAGAAGUUUUGGGGAAGUGGUUCUGACAAGAACAUGAUGAGUGUCGUGGCAGGUGUGUUGAAGAAAAUGAAAGUUCCUGUUACAGUUCUCAACAUAACACAGCUCUCAGAGAACAGAAUUGAUGCUCAUUCAUCAAUUUAUACCGAGACUGGGGGUAGGCUCUUAAAUGAUAAGGAAAAAGCAGACCCAGGACACCAUGCAGAUUGCAUCCAUUGGUGCCUGCCCGGAGUCCCAGAUGCUUGGAAUCAAAUAUUUUUAGCUCAUUUGUAGAUUUUCCUUUUUCAACCCCAAAAACCAAAGAGAAAAAGAGAGAAAAUCCAUCUGUUUAUUAUGUGUUCAAAGUUCUUUCCUUUGUCGUAUCUUUUAGCAAAUUAAGCUUUUUUUUUUUUUUUUGACAACCUGUGACAAAGAAAGAACUUUUAAAAUUCCAAUUAAUCAUCAAUCAAUUGUAUCUUCUGGGUUCAAGGCGAAUAAUAAUACU
Durio zibethinus is the source of this 2009-nucleotide messenger RNA. Its product is annotated as protein trichome birefringence-like 3. Gene Ontology annotation, molecular function: O-acetyltransferase activity. The record is from RefSeq and is a predicted model, not a curated record. Lineage: Eukaryota; Viridiplantae; Streptophyta; Magnoliopsida; Malvales; Malvaceae. Gene Ontology annotation, cellular component: Golgi apparatus.